AGCAGCGACCCUUUGGAGAUACCGCCUUAUUAAUAGAUAGACCGCUAGGCUAUGAUCUCUUUUCUGUGACCAACGCACAUGCGUAUCUUCUUCUCUGUAUGUUGGAUUGAGACCGUAUUGUCACGUUCUUUCACUGCCACACACCGCAACUGCCCAUGGAGCACUCGUCGAGGUUCCAAUGAUCUGCGUCACGCAGUAGAUGGCCCUCCAUGGGUUCGCUUAGCAGCUUUCUUUUCGUAUAUCUCCUUGGCGGACUUACCUUUAUACCACUCCUUUUUGCUUUGAUUGCUCUACACGCAUAUCUUACGCUCCCAUGCCCAGCACAGUCGACACAGGAUGCGAAUGACCGGAGAAACGAUGGCCUGGAGUUCCCCGGGGACGACGAAAACAGUCUGAGGACUGUUACUGACAGCCUGGAGGAGAAGUUUCGACGGUCUCAUGAAUCUGAUGUUGCUGCUGGAUACUUUACUGUGUGUCGAGAGUACACACCCACUUGGUUCAAUGCAAAGGCCCCCGUGCGGCCAGCGCCCGCAGGAGAGCCAACAGCCGCAGAAAGUGCGAGUGUUUAUCAGACAAUGUACAGUACUCUCUUCAGUCGGAGUCAGAACUCGAAUUUGAAACGGGCGAAGACCACAGACAAAAUCGAGAAGAGGGCAAACGACUUGUUCUUCGUCGUCUUGAGGCACGGCCAUCUUAUGCUUUAUGACGAUACCCAGCAGAUAGAUGUUCGAUAUAUCAUAUCUCUGGCUCAUCAUAAUGUCAGUAUCUAUUCCGGUGGAGCGGAUAUACCUGAGGAGGAGCUUUGGGCGAAGAGAAAUGCAAUACGUCUGACUCGCAGGCCUGAUCCCACAUCGGCUUCGCACACGCCAUCGCGCCCAUUCUACAUUUUCUCGGAGAAUCUCUCGGAAAAAGAGGACCUCUAUUUUGCCAUGCUGAGGAACAAAGAAAAGAUGCCAGGUUCAGCAGGCCUCUCGCCUUCGUAUCUGAGCUAUGACGCUAGGCAUAUCAUCGAUCUACUUCAGCGUCUAUAUUCGUCAGAGGAACAGCAAUCAACGCGCUGGAUUAAUGCCAUUUUGGGAAGACUAUUCCUUGCGUUAUAUAGAACGCCAGAAAUGGAGGAAUCAGUGAAGAGGAAGAUAGCCAAGAAGAUCUCGCGAGCCAAGACUCCUAAUUUCAUCACAAAGCUUGCCGUAAGGAAAGUGAAUAUGGGAGAUGGAGCUCCGUUCAUCAAUAAUCCAAGGCUGCGAGAGCUGACCUUGGACGGGGAUUGUAUCGUGGGAGUGGACUUUAGCUACACGGGCAAUUUCCGCUUAGAAGUAUCAGCAACCGUUCACAUUGACUUGGGCACUAGAUUCAAGUCAAGAGAAGUCGACCUCGUUCUCGCGGUAGUACUUAACCGUGUCGAUGGUCACUGCCUUCUGAGGCUGAAACCACCCCCGAGUAAUCGCAUCUGGUUUGCAUUCGAAACGAUGCCAACGGUGAUAAUGUCUAUUGAGCCAAUAUUUGGCACAAGACAAAUCACCUACGGAGUCGUUCUUCGCGCCAUUGAGAACAGGAUAAGAGAAGUCAUCUCCGAGACCAUUGUACUUCCUUUCUGGGAGGAUAUACCGUUCUUCGACACUAGUUCUUGUCCAUUCCGCGGAGGGAUAUGGCAAACUAGAAACUUUCAGACAGAUAAGGAGACUAAUGCCCAGGGGAGCAUGGGAGCUGUCACCGAUGAUAAACGUUUUGACUCCGAGAGUACUCCUGCCGGUAGUCUCGAUAUUGGACACGCUCUGGUGGCGAAUACAUCCGGACCUACCGACCCUUUGAACGACCCAUCAGGUACGCAAAGUGGUCUGGUGUCAACGCAUCUAGAACCUCGGGACAACAGCGACAUACGUUCUUCUACUGCAAGUAUGAUGGACAACCCCCCUUCGCAACUUCCCGGUCCCUCCGUUUUCUUCUAUAAGCCAGAUUCACCAGGCACCACUGAUGCUGCUGCUGCUGCUGCUGAUGCUGAACACACCGGGAUACCUGAUGUUUCUCGAAGAGAAGGAUUCGCGAAGCAAGGAUGCAAAGAGACUACAGUUACACAACAGGUUCUAUCUAUGAAUACACCUGUUUCACCUGACCCUCCAUGCCAGCGUGACACGCCGAACGACGAUGACGUUCCUCGAGUUACUUCAGUGCUAUCCGGAGAUAAGGGGGAUAAAAGCGGGCUGUCGGCGCGCUCACAGACUUCCAGACAACAUAGAUUAAGCCUCUCAACGUCCGAGGUUGAGACCACCUUUGCAACACCUGCAGCCGGCGAACUAUCCAGGCGACGUAACACAUUUGAGUUCCUGCCAUCACGCUCUUCCACCUCCUUGCGAGAAAGGUACCAGGGCAUAAGAUUUCUGAGAUCAGCUACUAGCACGCCUCGAAGUUGGAGUUGGAAAGGGCUGGUGGCAAAAGAAAACAUAAGAAAAGCAGACAUGCCUGACAAUACCGCCUCUGGAGAUAAACAACCUAUACCACAGCCACGCAAGGGAUCUGAACCUGCCGAUGAAAGACCUAUGCUGGGAUGUGAUCUUCCGAUGCCAGGAACAGAGUCCUCACCGGUCUUUCUGACCUCUGGUGGAAAUGCAGCCGAAGAAGAUCAAGAUGACGAUCACUAACUGCUCUAGGAUGAGAGUCAUCUCGAAUGGGAGCAUAACGCUCGAUCAGAUAUUCGACAUAAUUAAGUCGAGACCUUUGGUUCGUGAAAAGCCUUGAGAAACAUGGGGAUUAGGUACUUAGGUACCUAGGUACCUAGUUACCACGUACAUACUGUGGAACAAGUCCUUCGAUAUGGUAUCUCCGACCCUUGCUAUUCCAGCUAAUACUGCUUAUUCUCAUCCCAACGUAAGAAGAAACGCGUCAUUUCUAUGCUAGAGAACUGUCAAUACCUUUUUAUGACUAUGCGAGUAGUCCAUCGGUAUUCAAUCGAUACUAUUUGGAGAAUAUCCCGUAACAGCUAUAGUUUUAUAAACAAAUGGCCUGUGAACUGUGGAGCUGUGAUGUAGGAUUAUCGCAGACGCUGAUAUUUUGUUUUCUUUUUCUUUUUUCGAACCGUGGCAAUUUCGCAAAACACCUGCUACUUGAGCAUUAGACGG
Molecule: messenger RNA, 3116 nt
Organism: Paecilomyces variotii
Lineage: Eukaryota; Fungi; Ascomycota; Eurotiomycetes; Eurotiales; Thermoascaceae
Product: PH domain-containing protein
Exons: 2
Coding region: 210-2639 (809 amino acids)
Biological process (GO): phospholipid transport
Cellular component (GO): endoplasmic reticulum; ERMES complex
Molecular function (GO): lipid binding
Source: RefSeq, a predicted model, not a curated record